This is a messenger RNA of Serpula lacrymans var. lacrymans S7.9, 1793 nucleotides long. RefSeq lists its product as uncharacterized. Bases 82 to 1527 code for a protein of 481 amino acids. The record is from RefSeq and is a predicted model, not a curated record. Gene Ontology annotation, molecular function: zinc ion binding; glycine hydroxymethyltransferase activity; serine binding. Gene Ontology annotation, biological process: tetrahydrofolate interconversion; folic acid metabolic process; L-serine catabolic process. The transcript is spliced from 10 exons. Lineage: Eukaryota; Fungi; Basidiomycota; Agaricomycetes; Boletales; Serpulaceae. Gene Ontology annotation, cellular component: cytoplasm.
GAUGCUACGUCUUUUAUCUCGACCACUUCUUCGCCUUCUUCCUCACAUCUCUCUCUUGGAUUGAGCUAUAGGAUCAGAAAAAUGGCAACAGCAAACACUCCUGACUUUAACAAAGUUCUUUACGCACCUCUUGCGGAGAUAGAUCCUGAGGUUCAGAAUAUCAUCGAUAAGGAAACAUGGAGGCAAUUUUCUGGUCUUGAGCUCAUCGCGUCAGAGAACUUGACUAGUCGAGCAACGAUGGAAGCCAAUGGCUCCAUCUUGACUAACAAGUACUCUGAGGGACUCCCUGCAGCUCGUUAUUACGGUGGUAACGAAUACAUCGACGAACUCGAGGUUCUGUGCCGGAAACGUGCACUUGAAGCCUUCAACCUCGAUCCCGCAACAUGGGGUGUCAACGUCCAACCUUACUCUGGUAGUACUGCAAAUUUCGCGGCCUUGACUGCUCUUUGCCAGCCCCAGGACCGUCUCAUGGGUCUUGGUCUCCCAGACGGUGGUCAUUUAACCCACGGUUAUUACACUGCAAAGAAGAAGAUGACCGCUUCCUCAAUCUACUUCCAGUCCCUACCAUAUGCCAUUCACCCGGACACCCAUCUGAUUGACUACACCGCAUUGGCUCAGCAAGCUAAGAUCUUCAAGCCCCGUCUCGUCAUCUGUGGUGCCUCUGCGUACCCACGUGAUUGGGACUAUGGAGCACUCAAAAAGAUCACCGAAAAGGAGGGUGCAUGGCUCAUGGCUGAUAUCGCUCACACCAGCGGUCUCGUUGCUGCUCAAGAGCUGAAUGACCCAUUCCAGUACUGUGAUGUUGUCACCACUACUACUCACAAGACACUUCGUGGUCCUCGUGCGGGUCUCAUCUUUUUCAGGAGAGACACUGCCAGUGGCAAUGAACUUGAGAAGCGCGUCAAUGACGCUGUCUUCCCAGCUUGCCAGGGUGGUCCUCACAACAACACGAUUGCUGCUGUCGCCACUGCCUUGCUUCAAGUUGCACAACCUUCCUUCCGCGUUUACGCGAAGCAGGUUAUCGCAAACGCACGGACGCUUGCAUCUGAUUUGAUGGAGCAUGGCUACAAACUCCAGACUGGUGGUACCGACAAUCACCUCGUUCUCUGGGACCUCCGUCCUUUGGGUUUGACCGGCAGCAAGGUAGAAAAAGUCUGUGACCUUUUGGGUAUCACUAUCAACAAAAAUGCCGUCUCUGGUGACGCCUCCGCCCAAACCCCCGGUGGUAUCCGUCUCGGCACAUCCGCUCUCACCUCUCGCAACAUGCUCGAAUCCGACAUCAAAAUCGUCGCCGAUUUCCUCCACCGUGCUGUCCAGCUCGCGCUUCUUCUGCAGAAGGAGGCAGGGUCGAAGAUGUUGAAGGACUUUGUGCGUGUCGCGACUACGGAGGUGGAGGGUAAGGAGGGCGCGAAGAAGGUGAAGGAGCUGAAGAGGGACGUGAUGGAGUUUGCGCGUAGGUGGCCAUUGCCUGGUGUUGACGUUUCUUCACUCCAGCGGCCUGCGGGUAUUGAGGAGGAGGAUCUAUAGGGUUGUAGACGUUGCAUUUGCGGAGGAGGCUCGAUUUUCUCGUAGUCCUUUGGAAAGGAAGAUUCAACGCUCACUUUAUUGGCAUGGGGGUGACGAUGUAGAGGUACAUUCAACAUGGUCCUUAAACCUUACGAUAUCUGUAUUUAUAGAGUGCAAUUUGUGGAGAUAAACCUGAUGAGAGUGUUAGUCCCUGUACCCAAGAAAGACGGGGGAAAGCACAAGGUAACAGAUUACCGUUAUAUAAACGAACACAUCAAGAAAGCUUA